CUUAAAGCAUAACGAACCGUUAAACCCCCACCAAAAAACCCAACUAAUUUUUGCUUUUCAAAUUCCUUGUCCACUUCCCAUUGCGCGCGCCCUCUGCUUUUUCUCUCAGAUUAUGAACGAGAAAUGAUGGUGGACCAAAAAGGGGGAAAUUUUGAACCUAAUUCUGUACCUUUAUGUACGGACGUUCCUGAUGGGAUGAUUUCUGAGAAGAAGAAGAAGAAGAAGAAAAAGAAAAAGAAUAAGAAGAAAGGAAAGAUCUGUGAUGGGGUUUCGGACCAGACCCAGGAUUUAUCGUCAGUUGGUGUGCGGGAUUCUUGUAAUUCUUCAAAGAUGAGCAAUUGUGGGUUUGAUGAUGGAAGCAGUAGUAGUUUUGUUGAGGUUGAAGUUAAAGAUUCGAAAGGCGGUGUUUCUGAAGGUACCGAGACUGGAACCGGGAGAGCCUGCGGUAAAAAUGGAAAGGAAAACAGAUGUUUAGGUCACAAUUGGAAGAUGAAGCGGGAAGCACGAAAGAAUUGGGUGAAGGAACUAGGUUACAGAUAUGGAGUAAAACAUGUUCAUCCGCCGCAGAAUCAGGUAUGGGUUGAGCAUGAUUCAUUUUCUGGAGAUGUGUUGUUGCCUAGCAACAAUGCUGCUUAUGGGUUUAAGGGGAUGGCACACGAACAGUCAUCUAUGCAUCGGAGAAUUCCGCCAAGAGCAUUUGUAGGGGAUGAAUCAUCACAAUGGGUUUUUUCUCAGCAGAGGUUGAAUGGGAGUUUUCAUAGAUGUGUCUCACAACCAAGUAAAUUUCAAGGUGCCGAAAAUGAUUGGGAAACAUCAACUAAUUUGUAUAGGCGUGAGAAUUUCAAUGGGAAAAAAGAGUAUUCACAGGUUCCUUUUGGUAUGUACCAUUACCAGACUAGAGACACUGCAAGAAGAACGUUUUACCAUGCUCAUCAUGUUCCCAGUCAUGGUUUUCGACCAUACAAACUCGGGAAGAAUCCAAUCAUGGAGCAUAAUUUUGGUAGGUGUUCGUAUGCUUCUUUGGACAGUAUGCCAUACUCACAGUUCAGAUAUCACAGUGAUCAAAAGUUUAGGAAAGCUGCUAAUUCUGGACCAAGUUCUCAUCAAUGGAAACCUGUUGGUACAAAAGAUUCCAGGCGAAAUGAGGGGAUUGGCUCUGCUGGAACUUGCGAUGCUUUAAACCUUAGCUUACCAGUUUUAAGUAAGGAGUUGAGCGAUAACCAUCAGGAAGGAGGUCAAAUUCCUUUCCCUUCAUCUGAUACAAGAUGCGCAGACUCAAUAUCUAGCCAUCAAUUGCCUUCAGACUCUUAUCAGUGCCCAAAAUUCUAUAAGUCCGCUGCUGAAAUAGAGAAUCAGAACAUUGAAAGUAACGGUUAUGAAGCAAAUGGUAGAAGACCAAGGGCCACCGACGAGUUCCUGAUUGGCUCACAAAUGGCAGUGGAAGGUCUAAAUGCUUCUUACAGAAUGCAAUUAGCAUCUGAGCUUGUUCAGCUUACAAUGGGAUGUCCCCUUGCAGAGUUUGAAAGAUUCAUCCACUGUGCUGCUCCUGUUAUUGCAUCUUCAUAUGUGCAUAAAAAAUGUUCUAUUUACUUGGAUGAUCAGAUGUCUCAUGGUUUCCUGUGCAAGCACCAGAUACCGAAUUUAUCACUUUCCACUGUUUGGAACUGGUAUGAGAAACCAGGGAACUACGGAAUGGAUGUCAAGGCAGAUGAUUCAAAAAACCUCGAUAGUUCAAUGCCAUUCCAUGCUUAUUUUGUUCCUUACCUUUCCGCUGUUCAGUUGUUUCAACCCCAAAACUCUUGUUCCAAAACAUUGAAUGCAACACACUCUUCAAAAGCAACUGAGCUCAACCAUCUUCAGGCAGGGACAGAGAAACAUGAUGGAAGUGUCCCUUUGACUCUAGAUUGUUCACCUGAUUCAGAGCUCAUAUUUGAAUUUUUUGAGUCUGAGCAGCCAUAUCAGCGAAAGCCUUUCUACAAUAAAGUUUUGGAGCUAACUGAUGUUGGAACUUCUAAUCAUCACAUAUUUGGUGACCCGUCAAAGCUAGAUUGUCUGAAUUUGCACGAUUUACAUCCUGCAUCUUGGUUUUCGGUGGCCUGGUAUCCUAUAUAUCGAAUUCCAGAAGGCAACCUACGUGCUACAUUCUUGACUUACCAUUCACUUGGACAUUUUGUACAGAGGCCUAUUUCAGUUGAUCCUGCCAAUAAGUACACAAGUCGCAUCGUCUGCCCUGUGUUAGGAUUGCAAAGCUACAACGCACAUGGUGAAUGCUGGUUUGAACCCAAAACACCUUCCGUACAUUCUUCAAACGAAUCUACUUCUAACAGUGUAGAAAUUCUCAAAGAAAGGCUCAGAACGUUGGAGGAUAAUGCAUUACGUUUUGGUAGAGGCUGCGUUUACAAGGAUCACGUCAUGGUUUCCAACAGGCAGCCAGAUUACAAGUUCUUCAGUUCUCGAAAAACACAUUAUAAAUAGUUACAUACGAAUGAUACCAUCUAUUUCUGGUUUUGUGAAUUUGAGUUUGCCUGCAUAGCGAAGAUUUGUAAAGGGAAGAAGAUUUGUAAAUGGAUAAAGAUCUGUAAAGGGUAAAGCGUAAAGGAAAGGAAGUGUACUCCUGUACUUCGGCGCCUUGGUUUGGUUGAUAACAAAGUGAAAGUGAUUUAGUGA
Molecule: messenger RNA, 2667 nt
Organism: Pyrus x bretschneideri (Chinese white pear)
Lineage: Eukaryota; Viridiplantae; Streptophyta; Magnoliopsida; Rosales; Rosaceae
Exons: 5
Coding region: 124-2475 (783 amino acids)
Source: RefSeq, a predicted model, not a curated record